This is a messenger RNA of Rhizophagus irregularis DAOM 181602=DAOM 197198, 165 nucleotides long. The record is from RefSeq and is a predicted model, not a curated record. Lineage: Eukaryota; Fungi; Glomeromycota; Glomeromycetes; Glomerales; Glomeraceae.
AUCACAUAUUUGUUGACAAUUCCUAAUUCAUGUUUCUUGCUAAACCUUAAGCAAAAUAUUUUUUUAUUUAUUUAUCUGUCGAAUGAACAGUAUAAAAAUUACGUUCAUUACGUUCGAUUCUACCAAUCAAAGAAUGAAAUCAAAAUAAUAUCGUUCAAAAAUUAG